AUGAGCUGGAAGGAAGCUGCUCUGGUGACAGAUGUGAUACUGAGUUCUUGUGGACUCUCAGAGACUCACUGUGAAGUUGUGGCCUCAGCUCUGAAGUCCAACCCCUCCCACUUGACAGAGCUGGACAUGAGCUUUAACAACCUGCAGGAUUCAGGUGCAAAGCUGUCCGCCGGACUGAAGAGUCCAAACUGUCAACUUAGGAUUCUGAGACUUAAAGGCUGCAGCCUGUCAGAGGUGAGCUGUGCUGCUUUGACCUCUGCUUUAAAGACUAACCCCUCCCAUCUGGUAGAGCUGCACCUGAGUGGAAAUGAUCAGAAGGAAUCCGAUGUCAAGGGUCUGUGUGCUUAUCUGGAAAGCCCUCACUGUAAACUACAGACUCUGAGAUUAGAUUCAUGCAGUUUAUCAGAAACCAGCUGUGAUCAUCUGGUCUCAGCUCUGAAGUCCAACCCCUCCCAUCUGAGAGAGUUGGACCUGAACUAUAACAUGAACCUGCAGGACUCAGGAGUGAAGAUGCUGUGUGGAUUUCUGCAGAGUCCAGACUGUAAUCUGGAGACACUCAGUUUCAGUCUCUGCGGUUUGUCAGAGAUCAGCUGUGCAUAUCUAGCAUCAGCACUGACGUCCAACCCCUCCCAUCUGAAACAUCUGGAGCUGAGUAACAACAAUGUGCAGGAUGCAGGAGUGAAACAUCUGUGUGGGUUUCUGGAGCGUCCCUGCUGUACGCUGGAGAAACUGAGUUUAAGGAGCUGCAGCUUGUCGCACAUCAGCUGUACUUCUCUGGCUUCAGCUCUGAAGUCCAAACCCUCUCAUCUCAGAGAGCUGGACCUGAAGUACAACAACCUGAAGGAUUUAGACGUGAAGCAGCUGUCUGAUCUUGUGGAGACUCCAGACUUAAGAGUGGAGAGAUAAAGCUGGAUGUAGCUGACAGCCAGUAAGAUGCACAGAGAUACCUGCCCUCUUUUUGUCUCUCCGCAGCUUGGUUGGUUCUGAUUGGACCUCAUCUCUCCGCAACAUUAUUAUCUCAUUUUUAUACACACUGACAAAAGUAUCAGUACAUUUCAUCCUGGUUUGGUUUUUGUUAUCGUCUUGUUUUCAUCAUGGAAUAAAUGUUGUUACUUUUUACUGUUUGUUCGUUGUUAGAGUUUAAUUAGCAUCCCGGUCGUGUUGGCUGUGAACUCCAUGUUUUUGUAAAAAAAGAAAAUUCUUCUUUUUGUUUAAAUGAAGUUAUUAUUAUUGUCACUUUGUCUUCUGUGAGUUUUGUGCUUGUAGUUAGGGGGUGGGUUUAAAAAAAUCGAUUUUAGCUUGAA
Messenger RNA from Pundamilia nyererei, 1304 nucleotides. RefSeq names its product ribonuclease inhibitor-like. Gene Ontology annotation, molecular function: protein binding. The coding region runs from base 1 to 906 and encodes 301 amino acids. The transcript is spliced from 7 exons. The record is from RefSeq and is a predicted model, not a curated record. Lineage: Eukaryota; Metazoa; Chordata; Actinopteri; Cichliformes; Cichlidae.